UAGAAACUCUUUGCAGCACUCCCUUACUAGGUUUGGAAUGAGAGACAAAGAACACAUGCAUGUAGCAAAAAGGCAAAACAAAGAGGAAGAGAAGAAAAAGAAGAGGAAACCCAGCUGGCAGAAAGCAGGCCCAGAGGAGCCCCAAGCCCAUGGGAAGUGCAGGCAAAGACCAGUCAAGAGAGAACUCCGUCCAGAAUCUUGCAUUGGCAGGUGUAGAACUGAGGAAGCAUAAGAACAAAAACUACAGUCAGACCUCUAGUACUAUUGGCCAUAUGAUUACCACAAGGAGGCUACCUUCAGAUAAACCUGUCCAUAUUUCCCUGAGCCUAGAUGACCUUACAGAAUUGAAUAUCCCUGAUGACUUCAUUCCCAAUGUUUAUCUUCAACUUGAUCAGCACCUCCAGCCUCUGCAACCAUGCCUGAACUCCAAAGAGUCAAUGCUGGUGUUCCAGAAGCACUGCAGGAUAGCCGAGGAGUACCACAAAGUACAGAAAGAAAUCGCGCUGCUACAGGAACGGAAGAAACAGCUGAUCGCAGAGCUUGAUCAGGAUGAAAAGGAUCAAUUGAAUGGCACUCUCUUAACUCAGGAAUAUCAGCAGCUCUCUGAAGAGAACCACUCUCUGACCUCCUACCACUUACAGUGCAGAGAACAUCUAGAGAAACUUCAGGUGUUACUGCAGCAGCAACAAGGAUCUUCCUGAUUCCCGAUUCCUUGCACAUGGCGGAAAUUUUACAGCAAGCAAAAUGCUGAAAUAGCUGUGUAAUCUUCUUUAUAGAUUCAGAGAAUCAAUUGGAAGAGAUGGUAAGAGGAGAAGCCAUUUUGGUGGUUCAUGAUAUUUCUGGAAGCUGAUUUUCAGCACUGCUGUUUUUCUAGAUGAGCUUUUAUGUGUAAACAGUACAAAGCAAAAUUAGAUUUGCUGACAUCAAAGAGUACAACAUAGUAAGGGUUAAAAAUCCCUAGAUGUUGUAAACAAAUAACAAAUUUAUCAUUGUUCUUUGUUAAAGUAAAUCUAAACAUGCAAGAAUUAUUAAUAAAAUCCUCAUAUAAUGGUCACAUUAAUGUUGAUAAAGAAUGUUUUUGUCAACAGAUUUGUUCUGUACUUAAAAAUAUUUGAAAAAACAUUGCGUCUAUAAAAAUUGUGAUUUCUUUUUAAGUCUACAGUGCAUGUGUGCAUAAACAUGUGAAAGAUGUUUGUUGAAGACUACCAGCCAAAUCUGGAAAUCAAGAGGAUAUUCUGAGAUUUGUGUUUUUUCAACUUUAGUCCAUUGCAAAUUAAAACAAAUCUGCAUUUACAGAAUGGGUUAAUCCUACAGGAUUCUCAUGUAAUGUACACCAUAGAUUUCUGUAUUUUCUCUAUGGUGAACCAGGAAUACAGAAAGCACGAGUGCAAAUGGACAUCUUAUUUCAAGUUAUUAUCUUAUGAUUUUUAUAAACAUAAUUAAAUAUUUUAAAAUAAUAUUACUUUAGUUUUUUUGAGGAUACUUUUGACAAUUUUACACCGUUUUUUUACAAGGUGCAAUUAUAUUUAACCAGUUAUCUGAAGAAUACAUUGAAAUGUUGAAUAUUUCCAGUUUUUUUCUCAUUGCAUACUAAUUGUUUUAGUAGUUAAUGUAUCCAACUCUUCUUCCUUAUCAAUUGUCUUGAAAUGGUAAGUGUAUACUGUGAAAUAUGCACAUGAUAUUAAGUACUCAAGUAAGAAAACUCAAAGCUGGUCUCUUGUGGUUAUUGUUUUAUUUGAAAUAGAUGUACAACUACCUAUAACUUUAAUAAAACUUGGGUGAAAUGUU
Messenger RNA from Hypanus sabinus (Atlantic stingray), 1788 nucleotides. It is a transcript of the gene map3k7cl, whose product is annotated as map3k7 C-terminal like. Gene Ontology annotation, cellular component: cytosol; nucleus. Lineage: Eukaryota; Metazoa; Chordata; Chondrichthyes; Myliobatiformes; Dasyatidae. The coding region runs from base 150 to 701 and encodes 183 amino acids. The record is from RefSeq and is a predicted model, not a curated record. The transcript has 7 exons.